This is a messenger RNA of Lingula anatina, 2120 nucleotides long. RefSeq lists its product as uncharacterized. NCBI's taxonomy places the organism in Eukaryota, Metazoa, Brachiopoda, Lingulata, Lingulida, Lingulidae. Gene Ontology annotation, molecular function: oxidoreductase activity. The record is from RefSeq and is a predicted model, not a curated record.
UGUACAUAUAGGGGCCUAUGCAUUGUGUUACAUGUGCUCUUAAUAAUGCAACCAGUAGCCAGAGUGGGUCAUAUACAGCGCACGCCAGUGGAAUACACCCUCCAGGUCAGCAGAUAAUCCUUCAAGUUGCGUGUUUGCGGUCGCUGGUUAUCUCCGGUGUUCCCCACUGAGGAGACGGCCGACACUGCAAAGGAAGUACAUUGUACAACUUACACAAAAUGGCUGCUGAAGGGGACUACUUGAUCGUGCCGAGGGAAGAGGUGACCGCGUUCGCCGUCCGGUGCCUGACCGCCGUGGGUUCAAGACAAGAAUAUGCCGACACUACGGCGGAUCUCCUUACUGCUGCCGACUACCGCGGUCAUUUUAGUCAUGGAUUAAACAGAUUAGAAAUGUAUGUAGAUGAUAUUAUCUGCGGUACAACGGACAAGGACGCUGUUCCAACCAUUGAGAACGAGACCGCUGCAACCGCCUGGGUUAACGGCAACAACGCCCCCGGCCCGCCUGUCGCCAAAUUCUGCAUGGACCUUGCUAUACGGAAGGCCAAAGAGGCAGGGAUUGCAAUGGUCGCCGUAAAAGAAUCAAACCAUUUUGGAAUUGCCGGUUGGUACAGCAUGCGGGCUUGUGAACAGGGGUUAAUAGGAUUGGCCUUCACAAAUUCCUCACCUGCCAUUGUCCCAACCCGUGCAAAGAAGCCAACGUUCGGCACCAAUCCAAUUUCAAUGGCGGCUCCUGCUGAAAAUGGCGACAGUUUUGUUCUGGACAUGGCAACGUCCACGGUUGCUAUGGGAAAGGUUGAGAUAGCAGAGAGACGAGGACAUAAGAUACCAGACGGAUGGGGCGUUGACAAAGAGGGCAAGGUCACCAACGACCCCACUGCGGUGAUAAAGCCAGGUGGAUUGUUGCCUUUGGGUGGCGCAGAAGAAACGAGUGGAUACAAGGGCUACGGUCUGGCAUUAAUGGUAGAGGUGCUGUGUGGGAUAACUUCGGGGGCCUACUACGGACCAAACAUUAGGAAAUGGCAGUCGCAAGGUGCGCAGGCAAAUUUGGGCCAGUGUUUCAUAGCCAUUGACCCGAAUGUGUUCGCUCCUGGGUUCAGCGGUAGAAUGAGCGAUAUUAUGAGCAUCUGUCGGCAGUUGCAGCCAGUAAGUAAAUCUGCCACAGCACCAAUCAAGCAAUUCACGUACGUCACAUUUACACUUUACACAAGUAGAAAAAAUCGCAAUGGCCAGUGUUUCAUAGCCAUUGACCCGAAUGUGUUCGCUCCUGGGUUCAGCGGUAGAAUGAGCGAUAUUAUGAGCAUCUGUCGGCAGUUGCAGCCAGCAACAGAAGAUAAACCGGUUCUGGUAGCUGGAGAUCCUGAGAGGCUACACAUGGAGAAAUGUGAUGCUCAGGGCGGUAUUGAGUAUCAUCCUAAUCAAAUAGAAUUCCUGAAUACUGUGGCUGACAAAGUGAAGGUUGCUCAUAUAAAGCCUCUUCGUUAGGAAAGUGUGCCCACAGAUGAUGUAAUGUAUGAAAACAUGACCACGCCCAUAAUUGACUUCAAUAUUCAGAGACCACGCCUUAGCUCUUGUAUGUGUAUCGAACCGGUAUGUGGGCAACUUGCACCUACGGAUGAUGUAAUGUAUGAAAACAUGAUCACGCCCAUAAUUGACUUCAAUAUUCAGAGACCACGCCUUAGCUCUUAUAGAACCGGUAUGUGAGCAGCUUGCACCCACGGAUGAUGUAAUGUAUGAUAUGACCACUCCCAUAACAGACUUCAAUACUCAGAGACAGGGCUUAGCUCAUACAAAACUGGUAUACCAGGAACGUCUUCCCACGGAUGAUUAAGCUACAAAUGAAAAAAGGACACGCCCAUGACAGACGUCAAUAUUCAGAAACCACGCCCUAUGGCACUCAAAAACCUUCAUUUUUUGCUUAUCUGGAACAGUUUUAGUAAUACAUGUUAAAAUAAGAAGAAAUGUGAUACAAUACUUUUGUUAGUGAGGGGUAAAAUGAUUUUGUUGGGGUCACAUGUCUGAGAAAGCUACUUAUGUGUUCAUCAAAGGAUCAAUAUUAUAUACCAACUGAUGAAAUUGUUAUAAAUAAAAAUAUUACAAAUAAUAACAGAAAUUAAAACGAUG